UGAAGAUGGCGGACGUUUACGUGGCCUUACUCCAUUCCAAACAAAUUCCCAAGAUGCUGCCUCAGUAACCGGCCGCUAAGGGAAAACAUGUGAAAGGUGAUAGCCAAAUAAAAUUCUUGCAUGAUGGCUAAAAUGGAACGUGAAGAGGCAAAGGAACGUGUGCUACAAAGACUUGAAUCUGACCUCACAUCGGCUGAUCUACAGUGGAGUUUGUUUAUUGUAGCUCUGGAAAGUUACAGACAUGACAGCAUAUUGAGACCCUUUCCUUCUGCGUAUGUGGAGGGUGAUGGUGAUAAGAAUGUUCAAAGGCUGGUUCAAGUUUGCAGUAUUGUUCCUUCAUUUGACAAGCUAUUGACGGAAACCAGUAAGGUUUAUGCUCAAGAAACUUGGGACAUCUUGGACUGGGCACUGGAUAGAACAUUUUCACUGAGAUCUGUUGAGAAAUCUGUGUUCUUAGAGAUUGAGCGAAAAACUGGUCAAGCAAGUUACUGUUCCACCACACCUGACUUCAUAUUUGAAGUUGUUUACAGUGAGACAAAUACUCUCAGUGCAAUGUUUGAUGAUAUGUCACAGACUCGUGAUGUUUGGUAUGCUUACCAUGGUAGUAGAGUGGACAAUUUUCAUUCUAUUUUGAAUAAUGGAUUACAUGCACAUCUUAACAAAACAUCAUUUUUCGGAGAAGGAACCUACCUGUCAAGUGAUCUAACUGUUUGUAUGAAUUACAGUAGUUUUGGUUCAGGGUGGAAGAACAGCACGAUAGGAGAAAAAUUAAGUUGUGUGGCUGUCUGUGAGAUCCUGGACCAUCCAGAUGUGAAGUGCACUAUCAAAUCUAAAACAAAUGACAACAGACUUCAUCGUUCAAGGGCCAGAGCAAGAAACAGUGAGGGAGGGGAUGUUCCUGAGAGAUAUUAUGUGGUUACAAACAACCACGUUGUUAGGGUGAAAUAUGUACUGGUGUAUGCUGAGAAGAAAGCACCCACUAGGACACAAGCUCAUAACUGGCUCAUAUGCCGAUAUCCAUUGGCUUCAAUUAUGGUCGUCUAUAUCUUGGUUUUAAUUUGUGUGGGAUUCUCCAAAACAAGACAGUUCCAAAAGUUUUAUAGCAAAUAUUUCAAAGGAAGCUAACUUACCAUAGGUUGAAAUAUAUUUUUGAAUUCUUUUAAGUAAAUAUUUAAAAUUAUGCAAUACUUUAACUCAGUAUCUGGUGGCUAUAAAAUGAAGGGUAUUUUUUAAGGUUUUUAAGGAAUUUUUUGUAAUUGUUGUAGGUAGUUUAGUUGUUGCUUGCACUGAUAAAAGAGGGUAUAUUCUGAUAAAUGGAAGGAAAUAAAAUCAAUAAGAGUUAAAUUCAUUCACUCCCACGAAGUCCCAUAAUCAGGGGAAUUAUUAAAAAAAAAAAAAAAUGAAACAUUAAAAUGUUUCAGGACCUGAUGAUCCUCAGCAAAUAACUUUUUGAAUUAUUAACCCAUUCAAAGGAAACAGCCCAUUUUUUAGUCUCAUGAGUUUUGCUUUGCUCAAAUGUUCAAGUACACAUAGCAGUAAGGACCUUAGAGUAUUUCUUCUUAGCUAAUACAAAAUCUGAAGCGCUUAUGCAUUAUUAGGGACGACAAAGCCAUACUUCUUCUCAUGAGCAGUUGGGUUGAGGGAGCUUCACCAAACUGCAAAGGUGAGGGGAGGGGGUGGGUCAAACUUGUUGCCAUUGCUUUACCCUUGAAAACUUGGGAUGGGGAAAGCCUUGGGAGUGCGGUUGUGAGUGAGCAAAAUACUUUUCUUGCCCCCUUUCAUUCCCUUUUCUUUCUCUUGUCUAUCAUCUACAACCUUUCAGCAACUUCUUUCUUUUCAUGAAGAAGUACUGAACACUUGAUCAGUAUCCCUUGGCCACUAUUUACUCUGCAAUAUGGUUUCAAAAUGCAAGAAUGAUUUUUUAAUUGUGAAAAAUUUAAUACACUCUCAUGCAGUUAAAUAUCCUGAUUAAAAGAAUUUUUAAAUACA
Messenger RNA from Stylophora pistillata, 1989 nucleotides. RefSeq names its product protein mono-ADP-ribosyltransferase PARP16. NCBI's taxonomy places the organism in Eukaryota, Metazoa, Cnidaria, Anthozoa, Scleractinia, Pocilloporidae. Gene Ontology annotation, molecular function: NAD+ poly-ADP-ribosyltransferase activity. The record is from RefSeq and is a predicted model, not a curated record.